Messenger RNA from Kwoniella shivajii, 309 nucleotides. RefSeq lists its product as uncharacterized. The record is from RefSeq and is a predicted model, not a curated record. NCBI's taxonomy places the organism in Eukaryota, Fungi, Basidiomycota, Tremellomycetes, Tremellales, Cryptococcaceae. The coding region runs from base 1 to 309 and encodes 102 amino acids. The transcript has 2 exons.
AUGGGCUUCAACACUCCUGAUCACGAUACCAUGGCCAAGCUCAGAGAUGAAGCUGAGACCAACCACAAAGCCUAUUGGGCUGAGAACGGAAACGGAUACGAACCGACCGGACAGUUCUUCCCCGGAUUCGAAUCCGGAUGGGCAGAUGCCUGUUCCGCUUUAUCAUCCGGCAACGAGCUGCCUGGUGACCUCGAGCAAUGGGGUAAACAACGUGCUCAAGAGAACGGUAAAGAUGUUGAUCAAGAUUGGGAAUGGGUUCACGGAUUCAAAUCCGGUGCAGGUGCCGCUCAACAAGCUGGUUCCAACUGA